Molecule: messenger RNA, 1227 nt
Organism: Meloidogyne enterolobii
Lineage: Eukaryota; Metazoa; Nematoda; Chromadorea; Rhabditida; Meloidogynidae
Source: the annotation of a GenBank genome assembly
AUGGAGAGAGCCCUAACUCUGAUACGACGACAUUUAGUUACUCGCAAAAUAUUUGGAUCUUUAGCCAUUCUUUUUAUGAUAAUUCCGAUUUGUUUUGCGACUCCAUUGUUGAUUCCAGGCUUUCAAGUCUCUGUCUUUCCCUACCGAUAUUUAUGUGCUAUUGGAAGUGGUUCUCCAGUGCUAUAUUCUCUUGCACAAUUGCUUGUAUAUGGGGGUUGCAUUUUUGUUCUCCUCAUAUGCUUCGGGUCCAUAAUUAAACAAAAACGAAUUGUUCGUUCACUCCCAGCAAAACCAGAACAAUACGGAGCUUUUAUUUUGGAAAACCGAAUUUUGGAUGAACACAUGCAAUUGAGUAGACUGUUCUUUUGGUUGGUAUUUGAAUAUGCAGUCAUUCAGGGACCUUAUAUUUGCUUGGAUUUUUUUGUUCAGAUCCGCAACAGCAUUGAAGUUCAACAAAGUUUUGCACAAUUUACAGGCUCUACAACCUCCAAAGAUGUAGAUACACUUGUUACCAUCAUUAAAAUCUUCCAUCCUUUGAUUGUGCCAACUAUGAUUCUCGUUUCCUGUAAUAAUAUUUGGACACAAUUAGUGGAUAAAAUAUGUUGCCGCUUUAAUAAAUCUGUUGUGGGGGCUUUUAAUUCAAUGGCUGUUGGAGGGGCGAAUAACAACAACCCUUCUUUUGCACAACUAUUAAGUGGGGCAAAUGGAAAUGCUAAUAAUAAUGACUUUGCCAACAAUCCCCAUGUCAUGACUCUUUACGCUACUCCAAACGGUGAUUUACAGUUGCGCCUACCGAAUGCCACAGUAAUAACCCAACCACCUGCCCAAAUGGUUCAAAGCAUUAGAAAUAAUGAAGAAAAUGAAGAAUUUAAUGAAAGGAUUAUUUACAGAAAAAAUAAAAAUAUUUUUCAACAUCCAUCAACACAAAUAUGUACUGAUACAGAAUGUUCGAGUAGCGAUUGCAACGUAUAUAAUAAUGGAAAUAAUUUAAUUAAAAAUGGAAAAAAUAAUAAAGGAAAAAAUUCAAAUUUUGGAAAAAUUAAUGAAGAGGAGGAAGGUGAAGAAAUUAACAAGAAAAAAUUAACGGCUAAUCAAAACAAGAUUACUUUGAAGAACAAAGAAAGUACAACGAAAAUUCCUAAAAGGCAACCUUCUGCUAGAAGAAAACCUUUACAACAACAAAAAAGAAUUGUUGUCACUAAACGGCAACAAUUGACAAAUUAUUAA